AUGAGACCUCCAGUAAGAGGACGUGGUGGUGGAAGAGGUGAAGGAAGAGGCCGUGGAAGAGGCCGUGGGAGUGAACGUGGAAGAGGGCGGCCCGUAGGAGGAAGAGACCGUGGACGGUCCAACGGUGGAGCAAGAGAAAGAGGAGGACUUAAGGGAGGAAACAAAGUGAUAGUUAUCCCUCAUAGGCACGAAGGAGUUUUCAUUGCCAAGGGUAAAGAAGAUGCUCUUGUCACAAGGAACAUGGUUCCUGGUGAAACUGUUUACAACGAGAAGAGGAUCACGGUUCCGAACAAAGAUGGAACUAAAGUUGAAUACAGAGUUUGGAACCCUUUUCGAUCUAAGUUAGCUGCUAGUAUUCUCGGUGGUGUUGAUAACAUUUGGAUCAAACCUGGAGCUAAAGUUCUUUACCUUGGUGCUGCUUCUGGAACCUCCGUAUCACAUGUGUCUGAUAUUGUUGGCCUUGCUAGGAUAGCAGCUCUAAAUGCAUCAUUUUUCCUCAAAACUGAAGGUCACUAUGUCAUCUCUAUAAAGGCGAGUUGUAUAGACUCAACAAUAGCAGCAGAAGCAGUGUUUCAAAACGAAGUGAAGAAGCUGCAACAGGAAAAGUUGAAACCUCAAGAACAAGUGACUCUUGAGCCUUAUGAGCGUGACCAUGCUUGUGUCAUUGGUGGUUAUCGCAUGUCUAGGAAGCAGAAAUCUGCUACUGCUACUUAA
This is a messenger RNA of Arabis nemorensis, 714 nucleotides long. The record is from the annotation of a GenBank genome assembly. Lineage: Eukaryota; Viridiplantae; Streptophyta; Magnoliopsida; Brassicales; Brassicaceae.